Messenger RNA from Arvicanthis niloticus (Nile rat), 303 nucleotides. The record is from RefSeq and is a predicted model, not a curated record. NCBI's taxonomy places the organism in Eukaryota, Metazoa, Chordata, Mammalia, Rodentia, Muridae.
AUGCACUUCACCAAGAAGCACAAGAAAGGUCCAGAGAAGAGUCAGACCAACAACACAACUGCAGUGAAUGCAUGCGCAGGGGCUAUUACGGCCCUUGUGAAGCCCGAGAUACCAAAGGACCCCAGAUGCAAACUCAGCCAUAUUACUUUCAUAGAUCACCCCAAGCUUGGGAAGCAGAUUCGAAGCUACAUGGCUAAGGGUCAUAGCCUCUGCCAACCAAAACCUAAGGUUCAAACCAAGGCAGAGGCUGCAGAUCCAGCUCAGGCUCCCAAAAGCACCCAGGCCCCUGUGAAGGCCCCAUAG